CAUAUAAUGGAAACAUUGCUCAUAAUCGACAAAAAUAUUUUGAGACAUCACCAAAAUGGAAGGUGUGCAAUAUUUUUUUAUAUGCUGUUUACUAUUGUUCAGUGAAAGUUUUGCAGAUGACGAGUUGAAUACUCGAAGAUUCCCUGAAAAUUUCAAAUUUGGUGUAGCGACCGCAUCUUAUCAAGUAGAAGGAGGAUGGAACGCGAGCGAUAAAAGUCCAAAUAUUUGGGAUUACGCACUGCAUAAAAAUCCAGAUCUAGUAGUAAACAGAGAUAAUGGAGAUGUUGCUUGCGAUUCCUAUCAUAAAUAUAAAGAAGAUGUUGCUCUCCUGAAAGACCUCGGUGUAGACUUCUACAGGUUUUCUCUCUCGUGGUCAAGGAUAUUGCCAAACGGAAUCGAUGAUAAAAUAAGUGUCGAUGGUGUGAACUACUACAAGAAUUUAAUCGCAGAGCUGCGAAAUAAUAACAUCGAACCCUUGAUAACGAUCUACCACUGGGAUCUUCCACAGAUACUACAAGAUGCUGGGGGUUGGACAAAUGAUAAUAUCGUCGAUUGGUUUGUGGCAUACGCCAACGUUUGCUUUAAAGAAUUUGGAAACGACAAUAAAAAUUGGUUAGUAUUCAAUGAACCUAAACAAACAUGUCAAAUGGGUUACGGUACAGCUGAACAUGCACCCUUCAUCAACUCUUCCGGCGUAGGAGAAUAUGUCUGCGCUCAUAACUUGUUGAAAGCGUACGCGAAAACAUGGCACUUGUACAAUGCAGUUUAUAGGAACGUACAGGGAGGUCGCGUGGGUAUAACCAUUGACUCUUCAUGGUUCGAACCUGCCACAGAGAGCCGUGAAGACAUAGAAGCAGCAGAAAGAGGGUUGCAUUUCACGUUCGGAUUGUACGCCAACCCAAUAUUGAAUAGAGACUAUCCCGCAGUGAUGAAAUCGCUUAUAGCAAAGCGCAGUAGCGAAGAAGGUUUGGUAAAGUCGCGUCUUCCAGCCUUCACCGAGGAGGAAAUAGAAUACAUCAGUGGAUCCUACGAUUUUCUUGGCGUGAAUACUUAUACUUCGAAUAUGGCCAAGGCGGAAAAUAAUCCAGAUCCAAGCCCAGGGUCCCAUCAAGAUGCUGAGAUUGCUACCUGGCAGCCAGACGAGUGGGAAAGGACAAAUUCAAGUUGGUUAAAAGUGACUCCUUGGGGAGCAAGAAAACUUUUGAAUUGGAUUAAAAAUACUUAUGGAAAUCCCGAAAUUAUAAUAACAGAAAAUGGACUUUCUGAUGACGACUCGACCUUGGAGGACGAUAACAGAAUUCGAUUCUACCAGUCCUAUUUGAGUAAUAUUCAUGAUGCAAUGGAGUUAGAUGGGGUCAACGUAACUGGUUACACAGCAUGGAGUUUUAUGGAUAAUUUCGAAUGGACUAAGGGAUAUUCGGAGAGAUUUGGAAUUUAUCAUGUGGACUUUAGUAGCCCAAACAGAACCAGGAUCAAGAAGAAGUCAGCGACGUGGUACCAAAAUUUAAUCAAAACUAAAUGUAUUGUAGAUGAAUGUAUAGACUAAAAAUUGGAUGUAAAACAACUUAUUUGAGAAGGAUUAAAAAAUAUAAACAAUCUACUGUA
This is a messenger RNA of Leptinotarsa decemlineata (Colorado potato beetle), 1605 nucleotides long. RefSeq names its product myrosinase 1. Gene Ontology annotation, biological process: carbohydrate metabolic process. NCBI's taxonomy places the organism in Eukaryota, Metazoa, Arthropoda, Insecta, Coleoptera, Chrysomelidae. Gene Ontology annotation, molecular function: beta-glucosidase activity. The record is from RefSeq and is a predicted model, not a curated record.